This is a messenger RNA of Cyclopterus lumpus (lumpfish), 644 nucleotides long. It is a transcript of the gene ndufb10, whose product is annotated as NADH:ubiquinone oxidoreductase subunit B10. Lineage: Eukaryota; Metazoa; Chordata; Actinopteri; Perciformes; Cyclopteridae. Bases 72 to 587 code for a protein of 171 amino acids. The record is from RefSeq and is a predicted model, not a curated record. The transcript is spliced from 4 exons.
UCUUCUGCGCAUGCGCCACCUCAAAAGGAGAGUUGCCGAGGUCGAUUGUAGGAAAUCUUGAGUCCGGCAAAAUGCCGACCGACUAUGACAAAGGAGCAUAUCCGGAGCCCCCUCGGCAGACUCCGGCCGUGGACAAGCAGACGGCGCUGCCCAACCCGGCCGUGAUUCUGUCUAAACUCUUCUACUACUCCGUGGACCUGCCUGUCACCACAUUUAGAGGUGUUGUCGACAGCAUUCGGGCCAACAACAAGCCGGUCUACUACCACCAGAAGUUCCGCCGUGUCCCUGACCUGACGGCGUGCCAGCAGGGAGAUUACCUCUGCUACUACGAGGCGGAGAUGCAGUGGAGGAGAGACUACAAAGUGGACCAGGAGAUUGUGAAGGUGGUCCAGGAGCGUAUGAGGGCCUGCCAGCAGAGAGAAGGAGCCAGCUACCAGCAGAACUGUGCCAACGAAAUCCAGCAGUUCAACGAGGUGACGCACAGCUUCCAGUCACGCUAUGGAGACCUGGGAGCGUACGCCAGCGGGAGGAAAUGUCUAAUGAAGCAAAAAGAACGGAUGAUGGCUCAUCAGGCUCUGAGUGCUUAAGAAGUUACCUACUAUCUGUCCAUGUAAUAAUUGUAAAAUAAAAUGUAUGUGAUAAUU